Molecule: messenger RNA, 873 nt
Organism: Ophidiomyces ophidiicola
Lineage: Eukaryota; Fungi; Ascomycota; Eurotiomycetes; Onygenales; Onygenaceae
Exons: 2
Coding region: 1-873 (290 amino acids)
Source: RefSeq, a predicted model, not a curated record
AUGAAGUUGCCCUUUAGCACCGCGCUUGGCCUUCUAUUCCUCUGUUCCUCGUCCAUUGUAACAUCCCGCAAUGUGUUCCGGACAGAUGUGAGCCGAGAAGAUUUUGAUUUCAACGAUUUGCGACAACAUGCGCCUGUGAUCGAGUCGCCCAAAAUUCAUCGAUUGGACAAGCGGAAAGGCGGGGGCGGAGGUGGGGGUGGGAGGGGCGGAGGUGGAGGCGGCGGAAGUGGGAGCGGGAGCGGCGGAAGUUCUGGAGGCCGGUCUGGGGGCGGAGGCAGACCCGGCGGGGCCCCUGCUGGUACCAGGCCCUCAAGUAAUGCUGGCGGCGCUUCUCGAUCCGGCUCCGGUACCCCCCGUAACUUUGGCGGCGGCGGGUUUUAUGCUGGCGGUGCCAGAGUCCCAUACACGGCUGGCAGACGCUCUCCCGGAGGCCUAGUUCCAUUCUUUCUCCCAGUAGCUCUGCUCGGGUUUUUCCCCGGCCUCUGGUUGUUCGGAGCCUACGCCUACUCCAUGAACCAUGGCUACUCCUAUCGCAAUCGCACAACUAACCGCAAUGAAAGCAUUCCGAUUGUCUGCUUGUGCCAGGAACACUCGGUUUGCGGGUGCGACGACAACAAUAAUAGCACGUAUAUUGACUCUAUUCUGAGUGAUAAGGAUGAAAAUGGUUUGCCACGCAACUCGUCCGUCGUGAAGACAGUGGAUGUGAAUGGCACAACGAAAAUUUACAUCAACGGCACCUUGCCCAACGGUACGACGGCCCCAGACCCUUCAAUAGCUGAGGGUAUGGCCAGCGGCAUUAUGCCGCCCAUUUUGAAAUUGAGUGGCUACUGGCCCACGAUUGCGAUUGUUCUGGCGACUGUUGCACUGCUCUAG